AUGUCGGAGGAAUCUCGUUUUUUACAGUCGCCGCCGGUGAAGAUCCUGGCUGCGCAGCUGAGGCGGUGCCGUCGGGCCUCUGGCGGUCCGUGGCUGUUGGACCGGGAGGAGUACGGACGCCCCGCGUUAGCGGUUCCCCUGGUGUGGAUGCAGGGCACGGUGGUGACCGUGGAGCAGGAUGGCUCCACUGUGCGGCUGCGGGACGAAAGCGGCUCUUUCGUGGCUCAGGGCGCCGACAAGGUCCCCAAGGGGCGGCCUUGCCUCAGCGCUGGGAAGUACGUGAUGGUGAUGGGCCUGGUGGAGUCAUGCAGCCCAGAUCCUACCCUUCGAGCCGUGAAGAUGACAGAUCUUUCGGACAAUCCCCUGCACAAGAGCAUGUGGGGGUUGGAAGUGGAAGAUUUGCACAGAAACAUUAUUUUGUGA
Elgaria multicarinata webbii is the source of this 423-nucleotide messenger RNA. RefSeq names its product RecQ mediated genome instability 2 (gene RMI2). Gene Ontology annotation, cellular component: cytosol; nuclear speck. The record is from RefSeq and is a predicted model, not a curated record. Bases 1 to 423 code for a protein of 140 amino acids. The transcript has a single exon. Gene Ontology annotation, biological process: regulation of sister chromatid segregation; maintenance of rDNA; negative regulation of double-strand break repair via homologous recombination. Lineage: Eukaryota; Metazoa; Chordata; Lepidosauria; Squamata; Anguidae.